AUGCCGAGCGCAGUCGGCGCCUACAGGGCCCCUGCCAGGCCAGGCCAGGCCGGCCCGGAGCCGCGGGGGCUGCAGCUGUCCCCCAGCCUGCACCAGCAGGGGCGGCCGCGCGGGGAAGCGCCGGCUCCAGUCCGCGACGCUGCUUCAGCACCGGGAGGGAGGGAGGAACCGUGCCCCGAGCUGGAGCCUGGAUGUCCCCCUCCCGCCCCUGAGGAGGCGGCGGACGGCUGUCCAGGGGCAGGGCAGGACAGGGGCACCGUCCGGCGGAGGAGGGCCGACGUGCGGAGCCGGCUGCAGACCUGGCGGCAGCGCAGGGCCCUGGGCCACCUGGACCGGCUGCAGGAGGAGAAGGAGCUUUUCGUCCAGGAGACCAGGAGGGAGCUGCAGGCCAGCCGCCAGAGGAUGGAGCGCACCAGGGGGCAGCAGGAGAGGCUGGCGGCCGAGGUGGCCGCAGAGACAGAGGCCAACAACACUGCCGCCGUCGGCCACCUCCGCGCAGUGGCCAGACGCCUGAACGCGGAGCUGGACGAGGAGCAGGCCCUGCAGGCCGGACUGCAGGCCGUGCUGGGGGAGAGCACGGGCGCCCUGUGGCGCCUGGAGGUCCAGAGGGGGCAGCUUGAGGACGUCCGGAAGGCGGCGGAGGGCGAGCGCGCGGCUGCCCAGCGCUGCCUCCGGGACCAGGCGGCCGAGCGGCUCCGCCAGGAGAGAGAGGCCCUGGGCAGGGCAGAGAGAGGCCGGCUGCUGAGAGUCAGGAAGUCCACGGCGCUGCAGAAGCAGCACGGGCUGCGGCACCAGCGGCUGGUGGAGGACGCCCAGCGGGGCCACCGGGCGGCCGUCAGGUUCCUGAAGGCCUCGCUGGGCAGGCGCCUGCCCCCUCCUCCUGUCAGCUGGCCUGGCUGGUCCUGGGGCACUACCCUGUCCGCCAUGUGCAAGGGGCCUGGCGCACUGCCGCGGCUGACCGAGCGCCUCCCCAACGCUGGCCGAGGGGUGACCGGCCAUGCCGGACCCCCUCGUGGGCUGCGGGGCCCGAAGGCCUCGGUCACGGUGACGGCUGCAGCUUCCAGGCCCCUGGGCGGGCCCCUCGUGGGCACCUCCCCGGGCUCCCCACGCAGUCACUGCGCAGUGGCCACGGCGGGCAGCUGGCGGUCUGGUCUCUGCAGCGGGCGCGCGCCGGCCUUGGCCCUGGCCGGUCUCCGUCCCCCUGACCAGCCGCUGCCUGCUCCCCAGCUGCAGAACGAGCCCGCGCCCCCCCAGGCCCCUUGCCUGAUGAGCGUCGUGUCCAGCGAGUCUGUCCACACGCACCCCGAGCUGCUCAGCUCCGACGAGGAGACACUGGCCGAGCCGGAGAUCGCUGGGCUCUGGAGUGAAGGCCGCCAUGGCUGCCAGGUGGCCAAGGAGGACGCGGACCGGAAGCCCGUGGGCGGGACGAAGAUGGACCAGGACAUGCUGGCCCGUGUGGUGCAGCAGCUGCGCAGCGGGGUGGUCCGCAAGCAGGUGGCCUCUGGCCGCGAGUUCAAGGGCCGGGCCUUCAACAGCAAGCCUGAGCUCGUCCACUUCAAGGACUUCGACGUGGGCAAAGUGUACAGGAAGAAGAUCACGCUGGUGAACGCCACCUACAGCAUCAACUACUGCAAGCUGGUGGGCGUGGAGGAGAGCCUGCGCGACUUCAUCCACGUCCACUUUGAGCCCCCGGGGCCCAUGCCCGCCGGGAUGUCCUGCCAGGCGCUGGUCACCUUCAAGCCGGUGUUUGUGGACCUUCAGCCCGGCGACGGCUUCGGGACGAUCCUGCCCCUGGAGACCCUGGCGCUGGACGUCAUCUUCCAGCCCACCAAGGCCAGGGAGCACAGCUUCGAGCUGGUCUGCAAGUCGGAGAUCAACCGGUGCUUCAGGCUGCUGUGCCGUGCAGUGGGCGUCCACCCGCCCCUGGAGCUGUCCCAUCACCAGAUCAAGUUCCCGGCCACGGCCCUGUCCGACACGGCGGUGGCCACGCUCUACGUCAGCAACCCCCACCAGAGCAUGAACUCGCUCACGCACUCCCUGCCCCGCGUGGGCUCGGGGGACGCCUUCCCCGUGGGGCCCACCUCCUUCGAGUUCCUGCUGCCCCCAGACGCGCCCGUCACCAUCUCCCCGGCAGUGGGCACUGUGCUGCCCGGAAAGGCGCGCAAGGACUGGGCCGCCCAGAGGAGGGACCCGCAGAAACUGACCACCUGCAUGCUGCUGCUGCACAGCCAGGAGCAGGACCGAGGGGGCCAGGCCUCCCCCUCCCACGGCCUGGAGCUGCACAGCCCCCCGGAGAGGAGGCCCGAGGGCGAGACUGAGGGCUCUCUGCCGACUUGUUCCAGCUCCGACGAGUACCAGGCUGCGCUGGCCGCCCUGACCCGGUCUUUCAAGGGCAAGUUUGACAAGCUGGUGGUCCCCUGUGUGGUGGCCAGUGGGGACGUGGCAGGCAGGAAGGGCGCAGAGCCCCUGAGCUUCAGCCCCCACAGCACCCUGUACCUGGAGCUGUGGUGUCCGUCUGUGGCGCCGCCCAUCACAGUCGCGUCCAACCAAGGCAGGCCCAUCUCCAACUUCGGGGACAUCGCUGUGGGCACGCAGAACUACAGUGGCCAGAGCGUGUUCAGCGUGGUCCCAGUCGAGGGCGUCAUGGACCCCGGCCGGGCGCAGGACUUCACGGUGACCUUCAGCCCGGACCACGAGAGUCUGUACUUCUCCGACCAGCUGCGCGUCGUGCUCUUCGGCAAGAAAAUCUCCCACCGCAUCCUCCUGAGAGGCGCCGCCCGAGAGCACAUGAUGUUCGUGGAGGGCGGGGACCCCCUGGACGUGCCUGUGGAGUCCCUGGCGGUGACCCCUGCCUUCGACGCGGAGCGCAGAGAAGGUGGGCCUCGAACCGGGCCUCUGUCUCCAGAAACCGAGGAGCUGAAGCCCAUCCUGGUGACCCUGGACUACGUCCAGCUGGACACAGUUGAGCCGGCACCACCCGCCAGCCGAGAGCUGCGGGUUGGCUGCAUCCGCACCACCCAGCUGUCUCCUAAGAAGAUGGUGGAGUUCAGCGUGGACAGCGUGGCCGCCCUGCAGCACAAGGGCUUCACCAUCGAGCCCUCCAAGGGCUUCGUGGAGCGUGGCCAGACCAGGACCAUCAGCAUCUCCUGGGUGCCGCCCGCCGACUUUGACCCGGACCAGCCGCUCACGGCCUCAGCCCUGCUGCAGAUCCGUGGGGACGUGAAGGAGACCUACAAGGUCCUCUUUGUAGCCCAGGUGGUCACCCGCUCCUGAAGCCCGGAGUCUCUCCACCGAGCCCCUCAGGCCCUCCUGCCCACCCUCAAAGUCCUCCCCUCUGGGUGCACAGCCCCUGCUGAGCAGGGGCAGCCCUCCGCGUGGCCCCGGACACAGCUGCUUCCUUCUGGACAUGGCAAGCUAGGGGGGGAGAGCACCCCUCCCUUGGCCCCCACCAGCCCACCCCAGCACCCACACAGCCUUUCAAGCCCCGGGGCAGAGACACCCACAGGCCUACAAAUAA
Molecule: messenger RNA, 3517 nt
Organism: Condylura cristata (star-nosed mole)
Lineage: Eukaryota; Metazoa; Chordata; Mammalia; Eulipotyphla; Talpidae
Gene: CFAP74
Product: cilia and flagella associated protein 74
Exons: 21
Coding region: 1-3273 (1090 amino acids)
Source: RefSeq, a predicted model, not a curated record